GUCCGACCGACCUCCCCAUCCGUCCUCUCGCGGCGAACACUCGCUCCUCGUCGGCCUGGAUGCUGCUGGAAGCCCCGUCGGGUCUCUACCUGGAAGCUUUUCUCCGCGGCGUUCCGCGGUUCUCCCCGCCGGUUUGAGUGCGAGGCAGCGGGGCUGGGGGAUGGAGGCUGAGUCCGGGCUGUGAGCAGACUGGUUUUAGGGGGUGGUGGAGGUGUGGGGGUCGGUGUGUGAAGCCCCAGGCCCUGCUUUGCUUUGUUAUCCUGGGCUCCGUGUAGCGGCCGCGCUCCCGGCUUUCUCACCGUGUGUUCGAGGCUGUUUCUCGGGUUCAGCAUGAAGUCUUGGUCCUGAGACGCUGGAGGAGUUUUUGGCAGAGGGGGGAACGCUCAUGGACAGUUUAGUCCUCUUUUUCUGCGGCGAGCUUUUCUACUGAGGCUUUUUCUGAAGGACUCUAGAUUCAUUUCUGAUUUGUCUCUUUGGCUUUUGGUCCUGGUUCCUCUCGUCCGUCUGUCUUUGUGUCCCUCGGUCUGUCCCUCCAUCUCUGUAUUCACCCCCCUGUCUUCUUCACCUCCAUCUGUCUCUCUGAGUCCAUCCCUCCAUCUGUAUAUUUCUCCCUCCCACCGCCCUCCAUCAUGGCUCCAGUGUGCCGGAUCUCCUGGUCCUGCUGCCUGCUGGUUCUGCUGGUUCUCCCCGCCGUCCGCAGCUCGUUCCCCCGGAGCGGGGGCAGCAGCAGCGCGGACUGCGGCCCCGGGAAGGCCGCCGACUGCCCAGAUCUAUCAGAGAAGAAGAGCGACCUGCGGGUGUGCGACGCCGGGACGUGUCGCUUCGGAGGAACCUGUCGCGAGAACGGAGCCGAUAUCAAGUGUGUCUGCCAGUUCCACUGUCAUAAGAAGUACGUCCCCGUGUGCGGGUCCAACGGAGACACGUACCAGAACGAGUGUUUCCUGAGAAGAGCCGCCUGCAAGAAGCAGAGAGCCAUCAGCAUCCUGUCAGAGGGACCCUGCUACCAUGACGGCGGUUCAGGAUCUGGUGAUGGAGAUGAUGAAGGCUCCGGUCGUGGAAAAAAGGCUUCGAAAUGUGGAAACUGCAAGUUUGGAGCCGAGUGUGAUGAAGACUCCGAAGAUAUGCUCUGCAUGUGUAACAUCGUGUGUAACGGCCACAACGACAACCCGGUGUGCGGCAGCGACGGCGUCACCUACGACACGCCGUGCCACGUCCGGGAGGCGUCCUGCCUCAAACAGCUGAAGAUCGACAUCAAACACGUGGGACGUUGUCAAGAUAAAAGCAGGAAGGACGACAGCAUCAGGACCAAACCGGACAUCUAUGCUGUGUCCAAGCCUGGUGAGGGGGAGGGAUUUGUGGACAGCCCCGCCCCCUGUCCAGAAGACUACGCCCAGUUCUGUGAACAUGGCCAAUGUGAGAUGAGACACAACCUGCCCACCUGCAGGUGUGAGGCGGCGUACGGCGGUCCUCAGUGUGAUCAGCUCCUGGACUUUAACAUCCUGUACGUGGUGCCCAGCGGUCAGAAGCUGCACUACGUCCUCAUCGCCGCCAUCAUCGGAGCCGUUCAGAUCGCCGUCAUCGUCGCCGUGGUCAUGUGCUUCACCAGGAGGUGCAAUAAGACGAAGCGUGGGCGGAGGCAGAAGCAGCACCUCGGUCACUUCCCGUCGGGAACGUCCUCCAGGAUGAUGUAGCUGCUCUCCUUUUCUUCUCUCAUGUUUUUAUGAAAUACAGGAAGUCUAAAUUUUUCGUACCACACAGACAGACUGCAUUUUUGAUAGCUCGACUUUUUGGUGCCUCUUUUUUUCCCUUUUUUAAAAUAUUUUUUGAAUUUCUUCAGGGGCCUUAUUUCUCCUCCAGGUUUGAUUUGGUUUUUCUGUCCGGGCGGUUUCGUCCGCAGAUGGUUUCCUGUUUUCUGGCCGGCGGAGCAGAGACGUUCAGUUUGCUGCCGUCCUCUCGGACUCUGAAACUCUGCGGAUCCUCCGGCAGGAAACGUUAUUUAUCUGAUUGUAUCUUCACUUUGGACCGUCCACACACGAACUGGAAAACCACAGAUUGUCUCUUUGUGUUUUAACCCCCUGAGACGCAGAUCGAUGCUGUUUCUGUGCUUUUAUUUGAAAGGAAUAUUAAAUAUUUUUAGCUCUGUUUGUGUGGUGUAUAAGUAACCCAGUAACACUUCAUGUGGAUGUUUAAAUACCACUGAAUUCAUGGCACUGACAUGUUGGGUGAAUGUUUGGGGUUUGACUUUUUUGUAGGAUUAAGAAAACUAAACUCAGUUUGAUAAAAUUCUGCUGUAAAAAACUGAAAAUAUUUUUUUCAGGAAGUUGGAUUUGAAGGUAAAAUGUGUAAGAAGUCAGAAAUUCUGUGGUAUUCAAACUUCAACUUAAAGUGUGUACUAGUGGGUAAAUAUCACCACGAGGUAUUCAGUUGUUUAUGAGAUGGAAAUUAUUAUGGUCUGUUCAUGAAUCAAAUUCAAAACGCAGCAUCAAACCACAGAUUUGGUUGAUUUUUCUGUGUUCUAACUUUUUACAGCGUACAGUGUCCACAUGGUCUUCAGCCUGGGGAGUUAAAGAUGUUUAGUAUAAAACUUUCCUUCCUCCUGUUUCCUUUGUGUUAUAACAGCUGUAAUACUCCGGGGGGCGCUCUGCACCUGGACUACAGGUUUCCAGGGACCACAGGGACCCUCUUGGGUAUUGUUGCUGAGGUCAACUCACUUCUGACGGGUUGUUUCCUGUUUUGCUGCGUCUCACAGGGUCAAAAAAACUUUUCACGGUACUCAGAUAAACUUUAUUUGACUUUUUUUUUGUAUUUGUUACGAUGAGACGCACCUGAAAACCAAAAUGCUGUUUUUUCUACUGCUUAAAAGAUGAAAAGGUACAAGCUGACAUGUACAGGUUGUUGUUAGAACUGUUUUAUUGCCUAAUUUUCAGAUGAGGCCAUUCCGGAAAUGGAUUCCAGUGUUUUCUUUGUGUGUUUCGACAAGCUGAUGCUAAUUUAAAUGUUUUUGUUUUUCUGGUCGAGUUUUUUUUCUUUUUUAUAUAAUUUGUAAGGAUGGUACGAAGUGUCCGUGUUGGUCGUCUCAUUGUGGUAGAAGGAGUAGACUCAAUAAGCGGGGAGGUUCCUGAAGUAUCGCUGCACUGAGAUCAGAUUUGACUCUUGGAAGCGGUCGUGAAGCUGCGUCUCGGUCUCUGAUGCCUGCAGGAAUCCAGCCUGAUUUUACUGUAGAUGUUGCAUGAACCCGUGAAGCUGUUGUUUAGA
This is a messenger RNA of Chelmon rostratus (copperband butterflyfish), 3255 nucleotides long. RefSeq names its product tomoregulin-1-like. The record is from RefSeq and is a predicted model, not a curated record. The transcript is spliced from 10 exons. Gene Ontology annotation, molecular function: protein binding. Lineage: Eukaryota; Metazoa; Chordata; Actinopteri; Chaetodontiformes; Chaetodontidae. The coding region runs from base 630 to 1691 and encodes 353 amino acids.